CCGAGAAGUCGAAGCAUGCACCUUACUUUUUGUCGCGCACAGCACUGGAAAUCAUGCUUGCAAAGUGCGAAAACGUCGAGAAUGCUGUGAAGUCUCUUCUAACGUGUUUUUGGGUCACUUUUAGCGUUUGUUCCGUCGGAGUUUACGGUCAGGAGGGUAAUGGCUGCGGACAUACGCUGCUGGGGGGAGAGUCUGGCACCCUAGCGUCUCAGAACUAUCCCGGCACCUAUCCCAGUAACGGCUGGUGUGAGUGGAGGCUCCUUGUGCCAGAGGGACGGACACUUCGGCUGCUGUUUGGAGACUUCGACAUCGAGAGCAGUCCAGGCUGCAGCAAUGGUUCUGUGGUUAUCACAGGCAAGAACGGAGAGCCCUGGAUGGGUCCAAUAUGUGGGAAGCUUGAUGCAGCCCAGAAAAAUGUGACAUUUCAAAGCAAUGAAGUGAUGGUGGCUUUCAGGGCCGGUCCACAUCGAUCUGGACGAGGUUUUCUCCUCUCAUAUGCAACGGACCAGUAUUCUGAUCUUAUCUCAUGUUUACAAAGAGGUUCUCAUUUUACCUCACCCCAGCUGAGCAUGUACUGCCCUGCUGGAUGCAAGAAUGUCACCGGGGACAUCUGGGGAAACUCUGAAAAGGGUUACAGAGAUACAUCAGUCCUGUGCAAGUCUGCGGUCCACGCUGGAGCCACGUCUGACUCUAGGGGAGGUCGCAUCACUGUGAAUCGUGGGAGGAGUCUGACUCUCUACGAGUCCACGUUUGCCAAUGGGAUCCUCUCUAAGACGGGAUCAUUAUCCGAGAAGAAGCUGCUUUUCAGCAGAGAAUGCAACAACAUCCUGACUGUCUCGGCUCUAAAUGCCUCCUCUUUCUGGGAGAAAAACAGUCAAGAGGACAGAAUGUUCUCGUCCUCCAGAGACAUGGAGUCCGGCCACGACUUCCUACACUGGAUGGCAGACAGUAAUGACGCAAACCCGUGGGUGGAGAUGGAGCUGCUUGACAGAAGCACUAUCACAGGAAUAGUAACAAUAGGAUCAGAUGAGCACUUCCUUAAAUCUUACAGCCUUCAUUUCAGCAAGGACAAGAAGAUUUGGAAGCCUUACAGAAGGGCUCUGAGCAAAGAGCAAAAGGUGUUCGAGGCCUACACCAAUGGUCACCUGAAAGUGCUCAACAGCCUGUUUCCUGCUGCGGUGGCUCGAUUCAUUCGGCUGCACCCUCUGAGCUGGUACGGACGAGCCUCCACGCAGGUUCAGGUCAAGGGCUGCCCGGCCGCGAAGGCCACGCCGAGGUCGCGGCCGCCCGGAGAAUCUCCGUCCAUCGAAGUCAACGUGGACAUCCCUUACCCAAGCCCCUCCCCAAAGCCCACAGCGGGCUCAGUGCUGGUGGAGACAACCAGAAGCUCCAGUCAGCCGGUGUUGGUGGCAGUAGGGGUGGUCCUGGGACUGCUCAUGUGCGGGAGCUGUUUGCUGGCUGGAAUCUGGUGGAAGCGAAGGAAAAAGGAGUCACAGUUGAAGUACUCUGUCCCCACAGAUUGCCAGAGUUUUAAGGCGAAGAGUCUCCCCUGUCCACACUCAGAGCUCAUCUCUUACCCACGAGAGCGAAAUGUCCACGAUGCUCUGCCUAAUCCGCCUCUGAAUGAUUACGCAGCCCCUGAUCUUACAGCUGUCGGGCAUAAGGUGGGUUCAACUUUUCGACCUUCCUCUGAGGAUGACUACACCACCCCCUACCCCUGCGUUCAUUACGACACUCCUGGAAACCUUCCAGAGUACGCUGAGCCCCUCCCUCCAGAGCCCGAGUAUGCCACCCCCUUCAGCGAGCUGCCCUGCGAGCCCAUCCUGCCCGCUCUGACCGGGAUACUGCCCAGCAGCACACACGGGCUGCCACUUCCAGUGCUGCACUCAGCGGUCAGGACAACACCCAACCCCAGUCAAUAUGACUGCCCCUCACACAGGGUGCUGUCCAACGGCUACUGCACGCCGGCCAUGCACCCCAGUGGCCCACGGCCGCUCAGCGUGGUCUACGCAGAACCCAGGUCAAGUGACUCUUUACUACAGAGGCACACAUACGACAAGCCUUUGUGAAUGAAGUAAGCUCACGGAACAAAACACUACAGGGAACCAAAUCGUGUUGGGACCAGAGGAGCAUCUGGACUGACCUCAACAGGGCGCCAAGAUGCCGUGCACAGUGCUCCACUGCUGACCGGAGCUGUGCCCAGGGAUCAGGAACCACUUCGGACCAACACUCACGGAUUACAACAGGGUUCACCAGUCAGAGCACAGGGCGUGUGGACAAGUAUACUUCCUUCCAGGAUGUCUGUACAUAAUGAUUGCUUUUUGUGUUCUUGUUAUUCUUGCCAUGCACCAAGAAAAUAGAGGUUCAGUGGUGUCUGAGAGACGUUUUACUGAAAUGUUCAAAUCACAAGCUGCACUUUCCCAAGACAAACAAAACACUGAAAUAUAUGCAGAAAUCUAUUUAAAAUGUUAAUGCCUAACAGUGGAUUGAAUUUUACUUGUCUGCACCAAGCACUAUUAUUUACAAUGUAGAAUUCCAGGUUUUCACGAGAAUCACUGGAAAUGGUACACUGGAACAAAGUGCCUCAGUGGUAUGACUCCACAUCACCAGUAGGUGGCUCUGCUGGGCCUUAGGCCUCUACCAACAACGCCACAUGUUAGUCCACUAUCCCUCAUGUAACAUGUAUAGGAUUAUAUAUACGUAUACACACACACACACAUAUAUAUAUACAUCUAUAUGCAUGUGUGUGUUUGUGUUAAAUGAUACAUUUAUGGAAAUAAUUUUCAGAUUGUAAUAAAUAAUAGAGGCACAAACAUACAAAGUUGUGAAUUAAAUGUGAUAAAGGCAAAAGUUAAAUAUACCCAGCAGGUGUUUGUUAGUGACUGAACAGAAUCAGCAGAAUGCUGCUUCUGCUGAUGAACAAGGUACAACUGGACAGUUAUAUAAACAGAACACCAGCUGGUCUGGUGUGUGGGACUGCUUAGAGCUUAGUUAAAAACAGGUUUGUGCUGUAAAAGAGUGUAACCCACAAUGCUUGUCACUGAACCCUGUUUUGAAGUGGGAAUGCACCUUGUCGGGUUUCUGCACGGCAGCUGCACAGACUCUCUCAGAAGUCCAUUUUGAUGCUGUGACGCUUCCUUUCAGUCUCUCCAGAAGCUGAAAAAGAUGUGGCUUCAUUUAAAAUCGCCAGAAGUAAUUAAUUUGAAUGCGUACAAAGCUAUUUACUGUCCAUUGUUCGGUCACAGUUAUUCGCUGUGAUCGUGAACCCUCUCUAUCGGACUGAAGUCUUUCCUCUGUCCCUCCCCUUCUUCCUCUACAUCUUCCUCCUCCAACUCUUCAUCCUCCAUCUCUUCCUCCUC
Menidia menidia (Atlantic silverside) is the source of this 3359-nucleotide messenger RNA. Lineage: Eukaryota; Metazoa; Chordata; Actinopteri; Atheriniformes; Atherinopsidae. The record is from the annotation of a GenBank genome assembly.